CCAACAACGUGACAAUUCAGUUCAAUCAGAGCUACCACCGAUAUUUUUUUCAAUUUGCAGCCAGUCGAAAGAAACUUUUAUAAACCAGAGCAGUUGAGUCGACAUCGUCAGUCAUGAUGACGAAGUGCUUCAUAUUUUCCCUGCUGGGGUUGUUAUUUGUGUGCACUGCCCAAGCCGACACAAAAUGCAACCUGAGGGCCAUCUUCAAGACGCCAAGAAGAAGCAACUAUGACGAAUUCGAACUUAUGGAAAGAUCGAGCUUCUUGAACGAAGAUCCUAAAGCUAAGCCAGCUGAACCGACAAUUCCAAACACAUUUUCCAACGCACGCGUACUGCUCAGGCUUGGAGACUACAAGAACGCCGUCAAAAAGAACAACAACAACGUUAACACAAAGAUAACUUUGGCUGGUCCGAAUCACAACAACUACUAUCAACCCCCUUUCGUACAUCCUUACUAUGCACCACCAGUUCCUCCAAUGGGAUACCCUUGGAGUUUUUACUACCCAACUCCGAGGUUUCCACAGUACGCUCCUCAAUACUACGUGGUUGAUCCCUCAAGAUACGUUCCUCAAUACCCAGCAAUCCCUCCAAGAGUUCCGAUCGUGAGUCCAUACGAAAUACCUCCAAAACAACCUGUCCGCAAACCAAAAAUUUUGAUAAACGAUCCAAUCGUCUUGGACAACUCAGUUAUACAACAAAUUCCCAUUGCUUCGAUCCAACCAAAGAGCUCAGCAUCCAAUGGUUUAAACACAAUGACGGUUAUACCAAAAAUCCUCAUCGAUACUGUAGCUAAACAACCGGCUAUCGUUGAGGAAUUGGAGACGAAAAAACUGGCUGACUCAACCCUGAACAACAAGGAAAAUGCGACCAACAUUGAGCCAUCCACCGAAGAUCCAAAAAUCGAUAUCGGCGAAGAACCAAAGGCGCCAGAAGUUCAAGACCUGAAAAUCGAAGAAAUCCAACCAAACACCCAAAACUUGACGGCUGAGGAACCGGUUCUUGUCGAAGUGUCUCCUGAACAGAUUCAGAACAUCCCUGAAGAGACCUCGGACCAACAAAACUUCCAAAUAGUGGAACUAGCCCCUGCCAUUUCUCAAAACCAACCCCCGAAUGAGAUCUUGACCGUGCCGGACGUGGACAAUUCGCUCAACAACCCAGUUGAAGAUAAGAAGGAACCAGAUGUUGUGGUCGAGCAAGAAAUUCUCCUCAGGGACCCUGUUCCAGAGCCAGCUGUUGAACCUAUACAGCCAGAAUCACCACCUGAAGAGAGUCGCAUCCACAACAUGGAUCAUCCUCGUGUUCUCCACCCUGUGAAACUUUCGAACAACAUCGAAAAUGUUGAAAUAGUGGGUGCAGGAAACGUCAACAUUAGUUUGAGUAAGAACUCACCACCAACUAUCGAAAGCUGUACUAACACCAAAGACUUUGAGCUGGUCGAUCUAUUAAAGAAAUCCUUAGUUCCUUUCAUCAACUUAAAAACACACGACGAACCAAAACUAUUGGUUAGCUAUCCUAUAAUCAAUAACGUCGAUAAAAACAUACCUGAACAUCCUUCAGCCAUCAUUGUUGAAUCUUUAAGGAGGGAACCUACCUUCUGUGCUGCUUGUGCUGAUCGUGGACAAUCCAGAAGGAAGGAUGUUGAUAUCGAUAAUUUGAACAUAUUCAAAAUUGCUCCUGUGAUGCCGCAAGUGUUUUCUGAUGUUCAAGAAUCUUCAAGUGGUUAUUCAAUGUCAUCGUCAUCUGCCUCUCAGUCUGCAUCAUCCCCUGACGGUACCCCACAGACUAUUGUGAGUGGAUACCAAGUAUCUUCAGCAUCUGGAUACUAUGAAGACCCCACCAAGAAGAUUAUUUACAGGAAACCCACAGAAAUAACAGUGGUGCCACCCCAAAUAACCCAGGAUAUCCCUAGCUUCGUCCAACCCACAUUGGUCCCACAGAAUCCAGUUUAUCCUCAUCCACAGCAUGAGGUUAUUCCAGUAACUUAUGCAGAACCUAGGCAGGAACCUCCUCGGAUGAUGGAAAGAUCAAAACUGUUGGAUUUGUUCGGGUAUUUGUUGGCAGAUUUUGCCCCCACCCCUUCGGCACAUUCUAGACCAGGUGUUUGUCCAUACUGUGCAAAUUUGAUUAGAUUACCAACUGUGGUGAGAUGUCCCCAUUGCCUCAACUACCAUGAUGUAUCUAGAGCCUAUUCUUCACCAGAAGCACACAGGAGUUUCUGCCCCCAUUGUAUGGCUUCAAGACAAAUCGGGCAAGAGAUGUGGAACCCACCAAGAUUACCCACGAGGUGUCCCUAUUGUGCCAAAUAUAGGGGUGAACUGAACCAGCUUGGUGCAGCUUAAGAAAUAUAUCAAUCAAAAAAAGAAUAGUUAAUAUAAAGUAAUUUUUUGGGUGUAGUGCUAGAGUAGAAAGCUGUAGUUUAGAUUCAAAUUAUAAAAUCUCAAAAUCUAUUUUUGUAUAUUUUUCAAUAAAACUAAAAAUACA
Molecule: messenger RNA, 2481 nt
Organism: Coccinella septempunctata (seven-spotted ladybird)
Lineage: Eukaryota; Metazoa; Arthropoda; Insecta; Coleoptera; Coccinellidae
Product: titin-like
Exons: 2
Coding region: 114-2339 (741 amino acids)
Source: RefSeq, a predicted model, not a curated record